Pectinophora gossypiella (pink bollworm) is the source of this 2056-nucleotide messenger RNA. Its product is annotated as UDP-glucosyltransferase 2-like. The transcript has 9 exons. The coding region runs from base 211 to 1959 and encodes 582 amino acids. NCBI's taxonomy places the organism in Eukaryota, Metazoa, Arthropoda, Insecta, Lepidoptera, Gelechiidae. The record is from RefSeq and is a predicted model, not a curated record. Gene Ontology annotation, molecular function: UDP-glycosyltransferase activity.
UAACGCACAGUGUGAUCGCGUCGUGCGUUUUAUUUUUAACAAUGUAAUAUAUAUAAUAUCAUAAUACUAGUAUUAACUAAACGUUUGUAUCGUAAUAUUUACUCUACCUAGUAUCGGAACAUGCUUUAUCUAUGUUGUUUUUGUUUAUCACUAUCUGUCUCCGGGUAGGUACUAUCGAAAAGGUGAUUAAAUAGACCGAUUUAUGGUGCGAUGAAUAUAAUUGUCUGUGGGACAUUAAAACUGUGUUGUAUAGGUCUUACUUAUACUCGUAUCAAAGUCCGUUUUUCAAAAGUUCAUAACCAAUUUGGUGCUAAUUGUGUUAUUGUGUCAGUUUUAAUAAUAAGUUACGCAAUAUUGUGUUGUUUUAACAGACAGAGCAUGGGUAAACUAUUGUGGUAUGUGCUCGCGAUAUUUGCGUUGCCGUGUUUGAGUGAGGGCGCCAAAAUCCUCCUCGUAUUUCCGUUUCCCAGCAGAAGCCAUAACAUUUUGGGAGAGGGAUUUAACAGAAUAUUGCUGAAAGCCGGACAUGAGGUAACAUACAUAACACCGUUCCCAAAGAAAGAUGCUCCCUCCAAUCUACAUUAUGUGGAUGUCAGCGGUAAUUUAGACAGUUUCCCAGCACACUUAUCCAAUUUGAAGUCUGUAAUUGACAAGGAAAUAAGUCCCAACAACAUUAAAGAGUUCUUCUUGUUUCUGACAAACCUAUCCAAAAUAACGUUUGAAAACGUUAACGUUCAGAAACUGAUUAACGAUCCUAACCAGAAGUUUGAUCUGGUCAUCGUAGAAUGGAUGUUCAGCGAAAUAUAUGCUGGUCUAGCAGCAAUCUACGACUGUCCCUACAUCUGGUUCUCAUCAGUAGAACCUCACUGGAUAGUGCUCAGUCUGAUCGACGAGGCCCUCAACCCAGCCUACAACCCUGACUGCAUCUCCUCAAACAUUCCUCCCUUCAACUUCCUCCAAAGAGUGGAAGAAUUAGGGAAGCAAGUGGUUAUGUCCUUCUUGAGGAAUGUCUAUCUACUGCCAUACGAAAGAAACGACUACAGCACCAUAUUUGGGCCAAUAAUGGCGAGGAAAGGCCAACAUUUGCCGUCAUUUGACGACAUGAGAUUCAACGCUUCCCUCAUGUUUGGCAACUCCCACGUGUCAUUCGGUAAAGCGACCAGACUGCCACAGAACUUCAUCCCCAUUGGGGGAUAUCACAUCGACCCUGACGUAAAACCUUUGCCACAGGACUUGAAGAAACUUAUGGAUGACGCAAAUAACGGUGUCGUCUACUUCAGCAUGGGAUCUAACCUGAAAAGCAAGGACCUGCCUGAAAAGAUAAAGAGGAGUCUUCUUACUAUGUUUGGCGGAUUAAAAUACACUGUGAUUUGGAAGUUUGAAGAGCAAUUGAAUGACGUACCAAAGAAUGUUCAUAUUCUACAGUGGGCUCCGCAGCCCAGCAUUUUGGCCCAUCCAAACUGCAAGGUCUUCGUAACCCACGGCGGUCUUCUCUCGACCACGGAGGCGAUACAUUUUGGUAUGCCCACCAUUGGGAUCCCAGUUCUAGCAGACCAGAACACCAAUGUCGAGUUGUCUGUGAAGAGAGGCUAUGCUUUAAAAGUGGGUCUGGACUACGAAAUGGCUGAUAACCUCAAAGUCGCCAUUGAGGAAAUUGUCAGUAAUCCCAAGUACAAAGAAAAAGUGAUGCAGUUGAACUUCGUGUACCACGACCGACCUGUGCCCCCAGAGACAGAGGUCGCCCACUGGGUGAACCACGUCAUACGCACCAAUGGUGCGCCACAUCUGCGCUCUGCUGCACUCAUGGUGUCCUGGUACCAGAAAAUGUACCUCGAUCUCCUUGCCCUAGUUUUCUUCGUAAUUUAUGUGUUUGUGAAAAUAUGUAAAAAGGUUUGCUGCUCAAGAAAGCAAGUGGAAAAAGUGACCAAGAAAGUGGGUAAAGGAAAAAAGAAUAAGUAACUGUUGUUUUUAUGUAAGUGGGAGCAAAUGAUAUAAAAUGUGUUGUACCUGUUAGUUGGAAUAUAAUAAUGUUACAUAAAGUUUUAUUUUACCUAUA